Molecule: messenger RNA, 3843 nt
Organism: Lineus longissimus
Lineage: Eukaryota; Metazoa; Nemertea; Pilidiophora; Heteronemertea; Lineidae
Product: fibropellin-1-like
Exons: 7
Coding region: 1-3843 (1280 amino acids)
Biological process (GO): establishment or maintenance of epithelial cell apical/basal polarity; heterophilic cell-cell adhesion
Cellular component (GO): protein-containing complex; plasma membrane
Molecular function (GO): calcium ion binding
Source: RefSeq, a predicted model, not a curated record
AUGACAGGGACCAUCGCGUGUCCGGAAGAUCCCCUCAAACCUGGCUUCUACCUAAAUAAGGCGAAAUGCAAAUGGGGCAUCAAUGCUGCCGAUAACUUGGCAAGAAUCGUUCUCACCUUCCUUGAGUUCGACAUAGAUGCGUCGAAUCGACCCGCAAUAUGUUCAAGGAAUGAUUUAGUUCGUGUUGGAGAACUUGAUGAUCUAGGCAAUAGAGUCGGACAGCAACAAGUGUUCUGCGACACGGUCACCAGCAGACCAUUUGAAGCCGUUACCAGCGGAUCCUACAAAAGUCUGAUUAUUGAAUUCAUCAGUAACGGUGAUAGCUUUGUUGCCACAGGAUUCAAUGCUUCUUACCAAACUGACUGGAGUUGUAGAAAUCUUGAUAAAUCCAACAAAUGUAAUAAUGGCGUUUGCAAGCUUCUCCCUAACCUGCAUACCGAGUGCCAAUGUGAUGCGGAAUACUCAGGGGAACUCUGUGAUGUAAAACUGCACUGCUUCAGCGGUCCUUGCGCGCACGGAACCUGUCAGGAAGCAACUGGAACGUACAUCUGUCUUUGCUAUCCUGGGUACUCUGGAAAUGAUUGUGAGAAGGAGACAAACGAGUGUCUUCCAAACCCUUGUCUAAAUGGAGGAUCAUGCACUGACAAUAAUAGCAGUUAUACAUGUUCAUGUCCGACUGGAUUCGAUGGCGUGCACUGUGAGACAGAUCUUGACGAAUGCGUGUCGAACCCUUGUAACAAUGCAGGAACCUGUCACGACAGUGUGAAUGGUUACAGUUGCUCCUGUUUACCUGGCUUCAACGGAACACAUUGCGAGUUGGACAUCAAUGAAUGUGAUUCGAACCCUUGUCAGAAAGGAGGAACCUGUCACGACCGUGUGAAUGGUUACAGAUGCUCCUGUUUACCUGGCUUCAAUGGAACACAUUGCGAGUUGGACAUCAAUGAAUGUGAUUCGAACCCUUGUCAGAAUGGAGGAACCUGUCACGACCGUGUGAAUGGUUACAGAUGCUCCUGUUUACCUGGCUUCAAUGGAACACAUUGCGAGUUGGACAUCAAUGAAUGUGAUUCGAACCCUUGUCAGAAUGGAGGAACCUGUCACGACGGUGUGAACAGUCACUCUUGCUCCUGUUUACCUGGCUUCAGUGGGACUACAUGUUCUACUGAUAUUGAUGGCUGUGUCUCCUCUCCUUGCGUGAAUGGAGGAACAUGUCAGGAUGGUGUCAAUAGCUACACUUGCACCUGUUCACCCGGAUUCAGUGGGACUACGUGCUCCACUGAUAUUGAUGACUGUGUCUCCUCUCCUUGCAUGAAUGGAGGAACAUGUCAGGAUGGUGUCAACAGCUACACUUGCACCUGUUCACCCGGAUUCAGUGGGACGACGUGCUCCACUGAUAUUGAUGACUGUGCCUCCUCCCCUUGCGUGAAUGGAGGAACAUGUCAGGAUGGUGUCAACAGCUACACUUGCACCUGUUCACCCGGAUUCAGUGGGACUACGUGCUCCACUGAUAUUGAUGACUGUGCCUCCUCCCCUUGCGUGAAUGGAGGAACAUGUCAGGAUGGUGUCAACAGCUACACUUGCACCUGUUCACCCGGAUUCAGUGGGACUACGUGCUCCACUGAUAUUGAUGACUGUGCCUCCUCCCCUUGCGUGAAUGGAGGAACAUGUCAGGAUGGUGUCAACAGCUACACUUGCACCUGUUCACCCGGACUCAGUGGGACUACGUGCUCCACUGAUAUUGAUGACUGUGUCUCUUCUCCUUGCGUGAAUGGAGGAACAUGUCAGGAUGGUGUCAAUAGCUACACUUGCACCUGUUCACCCGGGUUCAGUGGGACUACGUGCUCCACUGAUAUUGAUGACUGUGUCUCCUCUCCUUGCCUGAAUGGAGGAACAUGUCAGGAUGGUGUCAACAGCUACACUUGCACCUGUUCACCCGGAUUCAGUGGGACUACGUGCUCCACUGAUAUUGAUGACUGUGCCUCCUCCCCUUGCGUGAAUGGAGGAACAUGUCAGGAUGGUGUCAACAGCUACACUUGCACCUGUUCACCCGGACUCAGUGGGACUAUGUGCUCCACUGAUAUUGAUGACUGUGUCUCUUCUCCUUGCGUGAAUGGAGGAACAUGUCAGGAUGGUGUCAACAGCUACACUUGCACCUGUUCACCCGGAUUCAGUGGGACUACGUGCUCCACUGAUAUUGAUGACUGUGCCUCCUCUCCUUGCGUGAAUGGAGGAACAUGUCAGGAUGGUGUCAACAGCUACACUUGCACCUGUUCACCUGGAUUCAGUGGGACUACGUGCUCCACUGAUAUUGAUGACUGUGUUUCCUCUCCUUGCAUGAAUGGAGGAACAUGUCAGGAUGGUGUCAACAGCUACACUUGCACCUGUUCACCCGGAUUCAGUGGGACGAUGUGCUCCACUGAUAUUGAUGACUGUGCCUCCUCCCCUUGCGUGAAUGGAGGAACAUGUCAGGAUGGUGUCAACAGCUACACUUGCACCUGUUCACCUGGAUUCAGUGGGACUACGUGCUCCACUGAUAUUGAUGACUGUGUUUCCUCUCCUUGCAUGAAUGGAGGAACAUGUCAGGAUGGUGUCAACAGCUACACUUGCACCUGUUCACCCGGAUUCAGUGGGACUACGUGCUCCACUGAUAUUGAUGACUGUGCCUCCUCUCCUUGCGUGAAUGGAGGAACAUGUCAGGAUGGUGUCAACAGCUACACUUGCACCUGUUCACCUGGAUUCAGUGGGACUACGUGCUCCACUGAUAUUGAUGACUGUGUUUCCUCUCCUUGCAUGAAUGGAGGAACAUGUCAGGAUGGUGUCAACAGCUACACUUGCACCUGUUCACCCGGAUUCAGUGGGACUACGUGCUCCACUGAUAUUGAUGACUGUGCCUCCUCUCCUUGCGUGAAUGGAGGAACAUGUCAUGACGGUGUGAACAGCUACACUUGCACCUGUUCACCCGGAUUCAGUGGGACUACGUGCUCCACUGAUAUCGAUGAUUGUGCCUCAUCACCUUGCACGAUUGGGGGGACUUGUCAGGAUGGUGUUAACUCUCAUACAUGCUUGUGUUUGCCUGGAUAUAAGGGGGUCGUGUGUGAAACAGAUGUGGAUGAAUGUAUUUCUAAUCCGUGCAAGAAUAGCGGCUCUUGCCAAGAUGGCGUCAACACCUUUACAUGUGCUUGUCCAGAGGGAGUUUACGGUGUCGAUUGCGGAAUUAUUAAAUCUGUCCCGACAACAGCGAUCAUACCUGAAACAGAUCGCCAAUCUGUAACGGAUCUUUACAUCCCGAUAGGGGCGUCCACCGCAGGUUUCCUCCUGCUGAUUGUGGUGCUGGUUGUUGUUGUCGUGCGCUAUCGCCGUUCCCGCCCCGCUCACAUUCCAUGGGAGAACUUGGGGAGGAACUCGUUCUAUGAUUCUAAAGGGUUGCAGGAGUCUCGAGGAUCGCUAGGAUCUAGUGGCUCUAGUGCGAGAGGGAGCCAGCAAUAUGAUACUGGAUACAGAAACCCAUUAUACGGCCAUCCGCACGACAACUUCCAGACAGUGACUCCGGACCAGCUGAUAUAUGCUGAGGACAACUCGUACGUGUACGACUUCGGAAAUUCUCAUCUGGCAUUCGAGAACCCGCAGUAUAACUAUCGUCGCGACGCAAAUCGGGGUGCUCAUCUAAGAGAUCCGUAUGAAGGCCCGAUGCACCAACAAAGGAAUAUGCCUUUACACCAAGGACGCGAGUCUUCUCGAGAAGCGGACCCACGAGGUGAUGUAGAAGUGUACCAACAUCGUCCGAGUUCUGGUCAUAACGCUGAAAAUGACUGGCAAGAGAUGUUCAGGCGUGGUCAGGUUUUCUGA